AUGACCCUGACAUCGGUUUUACUUGCCUUGAAGAAUACUGAGAAAGGCGCGACUAUCACAGAAAAUCCUACCCCUCUCGAAUGUCAAGAUGCAGCUUCGAUUCAUGUAUUAGCAUUCACUUCACACGGGGAACUUUUGGUCGCCGAAAGCGAGGGCAGUUUCGAUAUGGAUGAAUGGGAUGAAAUAUACGAGCAUGGAAAGGGCCUAUGCUGUAGAGGUCACGUAUCGGCCGAGGAUGAUAUCAUGAAUGAGGAUGAGCUUGAAAAUGAGGCAGUUUCAAGUCUCAUGAUGUUCGUAAAAUCCGCAGUACAAGAAAAGGUUGCUACCGAUCUUCAUUGGAAAGGUUGA
Messenger RNA from Sclerotinia sclerotiorum 1980 UF-70, 348 nucleotides. RefSeq lists its product as hypothetical. The record is from RefSeq and is a predicted model, not a curated record. NCBI's taxonomy places the organism in Eukaryota, Fungi, Ascomycota, Leotiomycetes, Helotiales, Sclerotiniaceae. Bases 1 to 348 code for a protein of 115 amino acids. The transcript has a single exon.